AUGGCAGACCAAGAUAGCUUGGAUGAGAAACACAGAAUAGGCGAGCAAAUCAUUGACUCACCUCCAAAUGAGCCCGAUCAUGGUAUUGUGAAAGACUGGGAAGAAGAAGAAUCAGCCGUUCGCCGGAAAGUCGACUUUAUCCUCAUCCCCAUCCUAGCAGUCGCUUUCUUCGCCUUGCAAAUGGACCGCGGCAAUAUCAGCGCUGUCUUGACAUCGACUAUCACAAAAGACCUGAAUAUCACAACAAACCAAAUAAAUAUCGGAUCACAACUGCUCUCCGCUGGUAUUGUGCUUUCUGAAAUCCCAUCAAAUAUUAUUAUGCAACGAAUUGGACCUCGUGUUUGGUUAUCGGGUCAGUUGUUCGCGUGGGGGUUGGUUGCAACCUUCCAGGCAUUUGUUGACUCCUAUCCUGCGUACUUGGUUACGAGGAUUCUGCUGGGAUUUUGUGAGGGUGGCUUUAUUCCUGGCGCUUUAUACUAUCUCUCCACUUGGUACAAGAAAGAUGAGACUAGCAUGCGCACAAGUUUGUUCUUCUAUGGGCAGAUGUUCGCAUCGGCUACAUCAAGCUUGAUAUCCGCCGGUCUGCUUCAGCUGCAUGGCACCCAUGGUAUGGAGGGAUGGAGAUGGAUCUUCCUGGUCGAGGGAUUAAUCACUCUGUUCAUCGCAAUUGUAUUUACUCUCCUUGUGCCUCCAUCGGUUGGAGACGGCCGUCCAUUAGUCGCCUUCGGCCGCUGGAGCUACUUCACCGAGCGCGAGUCGCACAUCAUGCGCAAUCGCGUUUUACUAGAUGACCCUCUGAAAGCUACAGGCCAUAUCCAGAUUUCACGCUCUGAUAUCUGGCAGACCGUUAAGCAACCGCGCAUCUGGCAGCAUGUUUUCGUGACCUUGGUGUCUAUGACUGGGUUCUCGGGUUUGACCCAAUACACACCCAGCAUGAUCAAAGGGCUGGGCUUCGGUGCUGUCAGGGCAAAUGCCUUAGCGUCGGUUCCCGUCUACUGUAGUAUGGUCUGGCUGGUUAUUCUGUCUUUCGCUGCUGACAAAACAAGACAUCGUGGUCCUUUCGUCCUCUUGGCUAUCACUUGGAAUGUGAUUUCCUACGCUUGUCUUCGCACAAGUAACCCCCUUGCUUCGCAAUGGCACCGAUACGGAGUUAUUGCCGUCGCUAAUAUCUCCUAUUGCAGCAUGCAUAUCCUAAAUGUCGGCUGGCUUUCAUUCUACUGCCGCAAACCCCAAGAACGAAGCGUUGCCAUGGCACUGGUGGUUAUGGCAGCUAACUGUGCUGGUAUCGCUGGGUCGCAGAUCUUCCGCACUUCCGACGCCCCGAAGUAUCUGCAUGGUCUCACUGCAAUCAGCUGUCUUGCUGGUGCCUCGUGGGUCCUCACUGCUGUGCUUUGUGUUCAGUACUAUUUCCGGCGGCAAAAAUCGGUUCCUUCGGAUACUGUGGAGGCGAAAGCUUGA
Molecule: messenger RNA, 1458 nt
Organism: Penicillium vulpinum
Lineage: Eukaryota; Fungi; Ascomycota; Eurotiomycetes; Eurotiales; Aspergillaceae
Exons: 6
Coding region: 1-1458 (485 amino acids)
Biological process (GO): transmembrane transport
Cellular component (GO): membrane
Molecular function (GO): transmembrane transporter activity
Source: RefSeq, a predicted model, not a curated record